Molecule: messenger RNA, 1344 nt
Organism: Nymphaea colorata (pocket water lily)
Lineage: Eukaryota; Viridiplantae; Streptophyta; Magnoliopsida; Nymphaeales; Nymphaeaceae
Product: ubiquitin-conjugating enzyme E2 32
Exons: 5
Coding region: 184-1125 (313 amino acids)
Source: RefSeq, a predicted model, not a curated record
GCAGGUCGCUCUUCGUUGCCCUCGAUCUUUCGCGAUCUUUGAAGUUCUCGAUUUCAAAACCGGGUUCUCAUAUUUCAGCUUGUUCUUCAAUUUUUGGUUGGUACGGUUCCCUGUAAAUCAAAAUUUUUGGAGGAAAAUACCGGGAGCUCAGAGUAUCGAGCAUCGUGAGAGAGAGAGAGAGGGAUGGCGGAGGAGAAGUACAAUCGGAAGAAUCCGGCGGUGAAGCGGAUCCUUCAGGAAGUGAAGGAGAUGCAAUCCAAUCCCUCCGAUGACUACAUGAGCCUUCCCCUCGAGGAAAAUAUAUUUGAAUGGCAAUUCGCAAUUAGAGGGCCUCAGGAUAGCGAGUUUGAAGGUGGAAUCUACCAUGGAAGGAUCCAACUACCAGCUGAUUAUCCAUUUCAGCCACCUGCAUUUAUGAUGUUAACUCCAAAUGGUCGCUUUGAAACACAAAUGAAGAUAUGUCUUAGUAUAUCAAAUCAUCAUCCGGAACAUUGGCAGCCGUCCUGGAGUGUGCGAACGGCUUUGGUUGCAUUAAUUGCAUUUAUGCCCACCAAGGCUGAUGGGGCUCUGGGCUCUCUAGAAUAUACAAAGGAAGAAAGGCAUGCUCUUGCCAUCAAAUCACGUGAAGCACCACCAAAAUUUGGGAAUGUGGAGCGACAAAAAUUGAUUGAUGAGAUUCACGAAUACAUGCUGAGCAAGGUGCCUCCUGCCCCACCUCUCUGCUCCAAGCAUGAGAAGCCUGAGGAGCAGCCUAAUGUUACUGAAGAAGCAACAACAAACCCAGAACAUGCUGCUGUAGCAGCUCCAGCUACAGAACAGCCAAAUGCAGUACCUAGAGCUGCAGAGGGACAUGGGACAGUUGAAAAUGUAAGAGAGGUACAUAUGAAUGCAAAUGCCGGUUCCUUGCGUGUGAGCUUCAGUGCAGGGUUGAGGGUUUCAAGAAGAGUUCCAGAAGCUGCAGAGACGAGCCAACCACAACAGAGGCCUGAGGUCAGAGCACGUAACCUGAUCGACGAUCGAUGGUUGACGUGGUUAGCAAUUGGUCUGACAAUUGCUAUCAUGGUGUUGAUAUUGAAGAAAUACAUGAAAUCUACUGGGUUGGUUCAUCAUCGUGAUGAAUUGUAAUAGCUCAUUGAUGCAGCUUAAAAAUUCUAAUUGAUGGCACCAUAUUUUGUCUGUGAUUCACUAUAUGCAUGGGGUCUUCCUGCAAAGUGAAGGUUGGUCUGUGACUCUGUGUAUAAGUUGCAGUUUUGCAGAUCUCAUCACUGCUUCCUAGUAUGUCUGUUUUAUUAUGUAGACAACAUUUUAUGAUAUACAAAAUUGGCGAGGUUAUAUAUAAGUCUA